Zeugodacus cucurbitae (melon fly) is the source of this 3291-nucleotide messenger RNA. It is a transcript of the gene BTBD9, whose product is annotated as BTB/POZ domain-containing protein 9. The record is from RefSeq and is a predicted model, not a curated record. Gene Ontology annotation, molecular function: protein binding. The transcript has 6 exons. Gene Ontology annotation, biological process: circadian behavior; adult locomotory behavior; modulation of chemical synaptic transmission. NCBI's taxonomy places the organism in Eukaryota, Metazoa, Arthropoda, Insecta, Diptera, Tephritidae. The coding region runs from base 185 to 2155 and encodes 656 amino acids.
UAAAUCUCCAAACUUCCGUCUGUCGUCUGGCAACAUUUCAGUGUAGAGAUUAGGAGAAGCAAGGCAAAAGAAAAUAUACAAAAUAAAAGAGUCAAAUAAUUGCGUCGCUGCCGGAAAACAUUUUGAAAUUCCAUAAAUAUUUGUUAAUAACGGCUGCUGUAAUUGUUAAUCGAAAUUUCAUAAGAUGAGCAGCCAGAGUCAAUAUAAAUUGCUAUCUUUGACAAAGACACGGAGCGACGAUGUAAAAUUAACAGAACGUUUCUCGGAGCAGAUGGCACAACUUUGUAUGAACGACGAUUAUUCGGAUGUGACUUUCAUAGUUGAAAAUCAGCGUCUCCCAGCUCAUCGUGUUAUUUUGGCUGCACGUAGUGAAUAUUUUCGUGCGCUUUUGUUUGGAGGACUGUGCGAGUCCAGGCAAAGCGAAAUUGAAUUACAAAUUCCAGUCGAAGCCUUUAAGGCUCUGUUAAAAUAUAUUUACUCCGGUCAUAUGCCACUCGCACAGAUGGAUGAGGACAAUAUACUGGACACCUUAGGUUUGGCUAAUCAAUAUGGUUUCAGCGAAUUGGAGCAUGCCAUCUCACAAUAUCUACGACAAUAUUUGGCGCUUAAUAAUGUUUGUGCUAUUUUGGAUGCGGCGCGUUUGUAUAAUUUGGAUAAGUUAACAGAGGUGUGUUUAACAUUCAUGGAUCGCAAUGCCGCGCUUAUUUUGGAACAUGAGUCAUUCAGCGCGCUGUCAAUGGAAUCAUUAAAAGAGGUCCUGCGACGGGACUCAUUUUUUGCACCUGAAGUGGAGAUAUUUUUGGCAGUGUGGGAGUGGUGUAAAAGCCACACAAAUAUCAAUAUUGACGUAAGUAGCAAAUUUAGCAGUUAUAUAUCGGUUAUAAAUAUUUAUAUAUCCUUUUCUUUACGUUUGCAGUCAGUUGUUUCGUACGUUCGCUUACCAUUAAUGAAACUUGAGGAUUUGUUGCAAGUUGUGCGUCCAUCGGGUAUUUUGGACGCCGACAAGUUACUAGACGCUAUACAAGAGCAAACAACCUCGAAAUAUUUACCAUAUCGUGCCGCUCUGUGGCCUGAAGAGAAUGUGGCCACAGCAAAAUUCCAUUCCCGAACCAUACUAGGCGAGUGUCGCGCGGCUUUGUUGGACGGUGAUUUCAUUUCAUAUGAUAUGGAAAAAGGCUACACACGCCAUUGCAUUGGCGACAAUAUUGAAGGCGGCAUAACUGUUGAGUUGGGCACAAUCUGUAUUAUCAAUCAUAUCAAGCUGCUACUCUGGGAUCGCGAUAAUCGCUCCUAUUCGUAUUACAUAGAGGUGUCGGCAAAUUCUACCAACUGGGAUCGCGUUAUAGAUUACUCGCAGUAUUAUUGUCGGUCGUGGCAAUUUUUGUAUUUCCCCGCGCGCCCAGUGCGCUACAUCAAACUCGUCGGCACACACAACACAGUGAAUAAAGUAUUCCAUGUAGUAGGACUGGAGGCUAUGUACACGGCAUCCUUACCAAAAUUAAUUAACGGCAUUGUGGCACCCACAGUAAAUGUGGCACGCACCGAUAUGAGCGCUAUUGUGGUGGAUGGUGUGAGUCGCACGCGUAAUGCGCUGCUGAAUGGCGAUUAUGUGAAUUACGACUGGGAUUCGGGUUAUACAUGCCAUCAGCUGGGCAGCGGCGAAAUCGUAGUUAGAUUAGGCCAACCUUACAUUAUUGGCUCAAUGCGUCUGCUGCUGUGGGAUUGUGACGAUCGCACGUAUAGUUUCUAUAUUGAAACAUCGGUGAAUCAGAAGGAUUGGCAUAUAAUCGUCGAUAAGCGCAAUGAUCAAGUGCGCUCAUGGCAGAAUUUCUCAUUCACUCCACGUCCAAUAGUAUUUAUACGCAUUGUCGGCACGCGCAAUACGGCCAAUGAGAUUUUCCAUUGUGUGCACCUGGAGUGCCCCUCGCAGGACCCCAACUUCCUGCAAAUUGAAAAGGAGAAGGAGCAAGAACAACGUGCCAACGGCAAAAUUGCAGACGCGUCAGGCGCGGGUGAUGAAAGCAAUGACAGCAAAGAGAGUGCGUGCAAUGCAGAAAGCAAUAAUGUUGUCAGUUUAGAUCAGCCAAACAACAAUGAAUCAGUGCCGGAGGAGGUUCUAAUUGGGCUGGACAAUAUUUUGGUUGAGCGCAAUUAAAACGAGUUUCUAACAAACCAAAUGCUAUCUUCACACUAGCACUGUGCAACUCGAAUACGAGUCAUCAUAUUUUAAGCAAAUACAAUUUUAGAGCUAUGAAGAGGUUGACUAUUUUGUACUUUAAACUCUCUAUUUUGAAGUUUUAUAUACCACAUAUAUACAUAGCGCGGCUCUUAGUGAUGUUAAUCAUAUUUUUAUGUGUGUGUGUCAAAUUUACAAUGUGUAAGCAACAUUCAGCGCCACAACUCAUGGUGGCCUAUGCGUCAUUGCAAUCAAUCAACAAAUGUUUGUUUAGCAUAAUGUUUUUAGUAAUGUAAAUUAUUGUUUGAACUAUUCUUAUAUAAGUGUUGAAAUUUUAUUAAUUAAAAAUCAUAUUUUCGGAAGUAUGCCAAUAUGUAAAGCAAUAACCACUAAAUCGCAAUUAUUACGUUUGUAGCGGGGAAAUUGUUUCAAAUAUAAUUGAUUUUAUGCUAGAAAUAAUUAUGUUGUUAAUAAAAAAGACACGUUAAAUGUGUAAUUAUGGCACUCCAGCAUUUUAUGGCACAGCAGCAUAUAACUAACUGUGCUACUUAACGUUUGUAUUAUGUAUGAAUUAUAAAAGACACAUAACCUAAAAAAAGGUAAUAAUUUUAAACAACAAUUGUAAAUGUAAAAAAACGUAUUUUUAAAUGUUACUUAGUUUGUUGUUUAAGCGUAUCAUCAUCUAAUACAACAUAUUUAUUUUGUAACUGUAUAUUUACUGUUAUUUAACUGUAUAUUUUUGUUUUUGUAUAUAUGUAUAAUACUUAACAAGUGUCUAAACUUUUUGAACGCUUUGGUGUAUAAGCUUUUUUUGGUAUCGAUUGUUCGCUGUUGUGCUACGUACGUAUAUAUGUAUGAAUGUAUCUAUGUAGCUCUGCAACAAUUUAGUUAUUUACAAAUUAUGUUCUAAUUUAGUUUCAAGUGUAAAAAACUCGAUUAUAUGUUCGAAUACAAAAACCAAAUUGAUUUCUCUGGUCCCAUAAUGCAUGUAUGUAUGUAUUUAUGUAUCUACUUGUAUACUGAACUAUCAAUAUUUUCUUACUUUUGGUGUUUUGAUUGCAUAAAUAAUAAUGUACGUGUAUAUAAUAAAUUAUCUUUUAACUCUAUACAAAAAA